AAUCUCUCCGUUUUCUUCACUUCUUUGCUCCAAUGGCGAACCCCAAUUCCGCCCCGAUCGAACCCUGUGAAGGGGAGUUGUAUUCGGUGUGGGCUCUUCCUCCAGAAGAUGUAGCCACCAAAAUCAUUUCUCUGAUGAGCAGCCUGAGAUCCGAGUUUGGCGGCCCCGAAUUUGAGCCGCAUAUCACCGUGGUUGGGGCAAUUCGUCUCACCCCUCAGGAUGCCCUCAAUAAAUUCCGAUCGGCUUGCGAAGGGGUGAAGGCUUAUCAAGCCACCGUGGAUCAAGUUUCCAUCGGAACCACCUUCUACCAGUGUGUUUUUCUCCUCAUUCAUCCCACCACCGAGGUGGUGCAGAUCAGCUCACAUUGCUGCGGCCAUUUUGGUUGCAACAACUCCACCCCUUACAUGCCGCAUUUGAGCCUACUAUAUGCGAACAUAUCAGACGAAAUGAAGAAGCGGGCGAAGGAAAUAGCGGACAAACUGAAUGAAGCCGUGAACGGCCUGAAAGUGCCACUCACUCGACUUGCAUUGUACAAAACAGACACCGGCGAUGAAACUCUGAAGUCGUGGGAGAAAAUUGCAGAGCACGAUCUUCCUUCAAGUUAGCUUCUGUUGUUUUUUAUGUUUGCCCUCUUCAAGAUUAAUUAUGUUCUUUUCGACAAUGUCUCUA
This is a messenger RNA of Cucurbita maxima (winter squash), 669 nucleotides long. RefSeq names its product cyclic phosphodiesterase-like. Bases 33 to 605 code for a protein of 190 amino acids. Gene Ontology annotation, biological process: cyclic nucleotide metabolic process. The transcript has 3 exons. Gene Ontology annotation, molecular function: 2',3'-cyclic-nucleotide 3'-phosphodiesterase activity. The record is from RefSeq and is a predicted model, not a curated record. Lineage: Eukaryota; Viridiplantae; Streptophyta; Magnoliopsida; Cucurbitales; Cucurbitaceae.